GAAGAACUCCCCGGAAGUGACGUGCUAGUGUUUACAAAGCAACAGCUCAUAGACAUUUAUGGCACAGACGCGUAGCUAACGAGGCUAAUUUGAGUCAGUUUCUCAUUUUAAUUGCAUAUUAAUCGACAUAAUUUGGUUGUAGUUGUUGUAGUUUCCAUGGGUGGUCACGGGGCUUUAGGGAGCGAGCCUGAGUCUAUCGAUUAUUCGGUGCACGAAGCCUGGAAUGAGGCCACUAAUGUUUACCUGCUGGUGAUCCUGGUCAGCUUCGGCCUGCUCAUGUACGCCAGAAAAAACAAAAGGAAGAUCAUGCGUAUCUUCGCCCUGCCUCCCACCGCCGGCAGCAGCCCGGAGCCCAACUUCUACGACAGCCUGCAGAAGGUUCGCCUGAGGCAGCAGCUGGAGAUGUACUCUCUGGCCCGGAAGUUUGAGCAGCAGCAGCAGCAGAGUCAGACAGAGAGUGUGCAGCUCUCCAUGGAAUAAGAGCAGCAGAUAAUUCACCACAAACACUCCCAUCGUCACGACAUUCUCUCUACGUACACGGAUAAGAAAGGACUUAAAUCACCGUCAUGAUCAGAGGUUGUGUAGAAGACGCUGCCCUCAUCCACCCUCUCUGUCUUCAUUCAUCUUCUCAUCUGUUAGUGGUUGAACAGCUGGAUGGAUGAAACCCAGUAGUGAAGUGAUGAACACGAAGCUGCAGCAGAAGUCGUAUAGAUAUGUUUUCAUUGUGGCACAAGGACAAAAAAUGUCCACUGUGAAGUACUUUAUAUAUAAGGAACAAGAUUCUUCAGCUGUAACAUAAGCACUAGGGGUUUUUGUUCCAUUUGUUUUUAAUUAUUUGUUAGAUAUGAGUAGACUAAGUUAGUAAAUUAAAAUGUGAAAAUAAAGGCACAUAAACUCAAAGUGAAUACGUCGAUCAGUGCAUCUUCUGAGUUUGUUUUGUUUGUCAUGGAGUGUCACGAUAAACUGGUAGUGAUGUGACUUUUAAAAAAAGAAAUAUUAAUUAGGGAAAUAUUUGAUCGACACUCCAACACAGUGGGGAUGGUGCUGCAUCUAAAUGUUGCCAAAUGGACAAAGGAAGAAUGUGCAUUAACUUCCAGCCAACUACAACCAGUUCAUUUUUGGGUACAUUAAUCAUGUAGUAAAAAACUAAUACAGUGAUAUGAAAAAGGUUAGGCACACCUCUGAGGCUGCAUAAUAAUUUACUCUGUCUUCACAGAAAAUGAUCACAGUGGCAUGCCAUUCAUUUUCUAAUAAAAGCUAAGUACUGUUUUCUACCCAAAGGUUUUUAGUGUAGCAAUAUUAAGUUGGAUGAAAUUACAAUGUGAAUAGUAGGCCGUGCACCUUUGUCAUUGUGUUGAUUUGAGUACCUGUAACUACUUAGCAGUGAUUAACUGGAACACAGAUUUGGUUUGAUGAUCUCCUGAAGCCUUGAACUUCAGACGGGUGCCUCCAAUCAUGAGAAAAGGUAUUUAAGGUAGCCAUUUGCCAGUUGUUCUUCUCUUUGAAUCUCCUCUGAAGGGUGGCAACGUGGAGGCCUCAAAAUGACUCUCAAAUGACCUGAAAACAAAGAUUGUUCAAUAUUAUAGCUUAGGGGAAGGCUACAAAAAGCUAUCUGAGAGACUUGAGCUGUCGGUUUCCACUAUAAGGAAACAGAAGACCACAGGCACAGUUCUUAAGCUAAGACCAAGGCCAAGAAAAUAUCGGAGAGGCAAAGGAUGAUGAAAAUGGUCAAAGAGAACCCACAGACCGUCUCUAAAGACCUGCACCUGUCUGAUUUAGUUUUGAUGCAUAUUGCACAUUUUCUGUUAAUCCAAUAAACCUCAUUUCACUACUGA
This is a messenger RNA of Acanthochromis polyacanthus (spiny chromis), 1835 nucleotides long. RefSeq names its product small integral membrane protein 19 (gene smim19). The coding region runs from base 157 to 480 and encodes 107 amino acids. The transcript is spliced from 3 exons. The record is from RefSeq and is a predicted model, not a curated record. Lineage: Eukaryota; Metazoa; Chordata; Actinopteri; Pomacentridae.